This is a messenger RNA of Eptesicus fuscus (big brown bat), 2480 nucleotides long. RefSeq names its product LEM domain nuclear envelope protein 2 (gene LEMD2). Gene Ontology annotation, biological process: negative regulation of BMP signaling pathway; nuclear envelope organization. Lineage: Eukaryota; Metazoa; Chordata; Mammalia; Chiroptera; Vespertilionidae. The transcript is spliced from 9 exons. The coding region runs from base 29 to 1477 and encodes 482 amino acids. The record is from RefSeq and is a predicted model, not a curated record. Gene Ontology annotation, cellular component: nuclear inner membrane. Gene Ontology annotation, molecular function: chromatin DNA binding.
GCGGUGCACGCCGGGGCGGCUGCUGGCCAUGGCCGGCCUGUCAGACCCGGAGCUGCGGCGAGAGCUGCAGGCCCUGGGCUUCCAGCCAGGACCCAUCACCGACACCACCCGGGACGUCUACCGCAAAAAGCUGCGCCACCUGCGGGGCGAGGUCCGGCUGCGCGAGGAGGCCCGGCCGCGGGGCGAGGAGCGGCUGCGGGCGGAGGCCCCGCUGCGCGCCCGGCCCGCCUCGGCCGCUCUGCGGGCGGAGCCCUGGCCGUCCCCGCCGGCCCCGACCUCGGCUUUCGCGACCGCCGGGGCCUACGGGGACCUCAGGGCGCCCGCGGCCGCCUGGUCCGCCAGCCGCGACCCCGCCUACGCCGCCCGCCCCGCGCCGCUCCGGCGCCGCGCCUCGGUCCGGGGCAGCUCCGAGGAGGACGAGGACGCCCGGACGCCCGACAGGCCUGGCCCCCGCGCCCGUCGCUGGUGGGCCCCGGCCCGGCCGCCCCCCGCCCUCGGCCCCGACCCGCGCCCCGGCCUGCGGGCGACCCGAGCGGGCGCAGCGGGCGCGGCGCAGGCCCGGCCCGAGGCGGGGCGGCGGCUGGAGCGCUGCCUGUCCCGGCUGCUGCUCUGGGCGAGCCUGGGGCUGCUCGUCGUCUUCCUGGGCAUCCUCUGGGCGAAGAUGGGCCGGCCCUCGGCGCCGCGGGAGGCGGAGGACCACAUGAAAUUGUUGCCAGUGGACUGCGAGAGGAAAAACGAUGAGUUCUGUCAGGCCAAGCAGAAGGCGGCCUUGCUGGAGCUGCUGCACGAACUCUACAACUUCCUGGCCAUCCAAGCCGGUAACUUUGAAUGUGGAAACCCAGAGAAGCUAAAAAGCAAGUGCAUCCCUGUAGCGGAAGCCCAGGAAUAUGUAGCAAAUGUGACCGGCAGCUCCGCCGCCAAGUUUGAAGCCGCACUGACCUGGAUCCUAAGCAGCAACAAGGACGUGGGCAUCUGUUUGAAAGGGGAAGACCCAUCUGAACUGGUGACAACCGUGGACAAGGUGGUCUGCUUGGAAUCCGCCCGCCCCCGCAUGGGUGUGGGCUGCCGCCUGAGCCGGGCCCUGCUCACCGCCGUCACCCACGUGCUCAUCUUCUUCUGGUGCUUGGCCUUUUUGUGGGGACUCCUGAUCUUCCUGAAAUAUCGGUGGCGCAAGUUAGAAGAGGAGGAGCAGGCCAUGUAUGAGAUGGUGAAGAAGAUUAUAGAUGUGGUCCAGGACCACUACGUGGACUGGGAGCAGGACAUGGAGCGCUACCCGUACGUGGGCAUCCUGCACGUGCGCGACACACUCAUCCCUCCGCAGAGCCGGAGGCGCAUGAAGCGGGUCUGGGACCGCGCUGUGGAGUUCCUGGCCUCCAACGAAUCCCGGAUCCAGACGGAGUCCCACCGCGUGGCUGGCGAGGAUAUGCUGGUGUGGAGAUGGACUAAGCCCUCUUUCUUCUCCGACUCUGAGCGAUAAAGCUCGCGGGGCCUUGUCCCCUCCGGGGCUCGAGAGGGCCACCGACCUGCUGGUGCUGAAUUCACACUUGCCUUGACUUUCACCUCCUGACCCUCGUCCAAAGGUCUGCAAGACUCCAGAGCGUCGCUUGUAGAAAGCCGAGCUUCCCUGGAAGGUGGAGGAGAACGGGGGGUGGAGGGGUCGCUGGUCCUCUGCGUUGGCCCAUCCUCUGCGGGCAGAAAAGUGGAGAAAGGUUUGUCGUUCGUGAAUAGAAGAGAAGCAGCGGCUGAGACCCUGGCGAGCACGCGGGGGCUGGGCGUGGACGCUGGGCAGGGGCAGGGGCUGGGCUGGUGGGCUGGGGCGGCAGGGCCGGGAGCAGCCGUCCAUGUGCCUUCAGGGUUCCCUGGGAGCUCUAGCCGGGUGGGGCCUCGCCUGAGGGGAGGGCCUAUAGGAGAAGUCCAGAAAUGUCAGGUGUGAGCUGCUGCUGUGGCCUCGGGGAGGAGCCUGGCGUGGUCACAGGGCUGAGGGGAGGAGGUGGGCUGCCACCAGCCACCAUCUCCGCGGCCCGCCUUCACUGGGGCCUGUCACAGAAGACGAGGUUUUGUAGACCCGGCCUGCAGCCAGGCACCGCAUCCGCCCAGGGUGCCUCGCACUUCCAGUGUGGGGAGAUCUUGUUUACAGCGACCACAGCCUCCCCACCCAGGCCUGGGGAGCCAGGACCUGCAGCACGUGAGGCGCGGGGCCGUACCACUGCCCCUCUGGCCACAGGGAGCCUGCCUGCCGCUCCUCAGACCCUCGUGGCUGCCGGCUCAGCAGUGGCCUGGGGGUGGCGAGUCUCCAGAAACAGGCCGGAGGCGCCUUACUAAGUGCAAGAGCCUCUCCAACGAAGUCGCAUCCCCAAAUGUUCGCAUCUGCAGCAGGUGGGCAGGUGGGGAGACGCAGCAGCUGCCUCCAAAAGGCAUUAGCCACCCCUGCUGGUCUUACUGGUAUUUUGUUUCUUAAUAAAGCUCUGGUCUCCCUCCUU